This is a messenger RNA of Salvelinus namaycush (lake trout), 846 nucleotides long. RefSeq names its product nerve growth factor-like. The transcript has a single exon. The record is from RefSeq and is a predicted model, not a curated record. Gene Ontology annotation, biological process: memory; positive regulation of peptidyl-serine phosphorylation; nerve growth factor signaling pathway. Bases 1 to 846 code for a protein of 281 amino acids. NCBI's taxonomy places the organism in Eukaryota, Metazoa, Chordata, Actinopteri, Salmoniformes, Salmonidae. Gene Ontology annotation, molecular function: growth factor activity; nerve growth factor receptor binding.
AUGAGGUCGUUGCUGUUGGUGCUCCUGCUCAUUGGCAUCCAGGCUGUACUGAACAUGGACGGGGCCCUGGGCCCGGUGGCUGCCAACCACAGUGCAGAACAACACACAGCAGCCAAUGGCAGAGCAGAACAGCAGCGGACGGCCCGCCUGUCAGUGUCACCUCAGCAGGAGCAGCCAGCAGCAGACAGGGAGACUCAGCAGAGACCCAGCCGGACCAGACAGGCCCACAGACCAGCCUCUCUACCCCAGGACAGGAGCUCUUCCCUGGGCCACUCUGAGACAGACUCCUCCUCUACCCCCUCCAUCCCGGAGGUGGACCCCAAACUGUUCAGCAAGCGGAAGUACCGCACCUCACCGCGCGUCGUCUUUAGCGACGUCCCCCCGUCUCACCACACCCUGGGGGGGACAGGGGAUGAGGAGGAGGGGGUGGGGGAUGGGGGAGUGAGGGUGAGGCGGAGAGCGGGGGGGCAGCCCAUGCACAGGGGGGAAUACUCCGUGUGUGACAGCAUCAGCGUGUGGUUGGGGAACCUGACCAAGGCCACGGACAUCGCCGGCAACGAGGUGGAGGUUCUACCAGAGGUGAAGAUAGACAACGUCCGCAAGAGACAGUUCUUCUACGAGACCACCUGCCGCGUGGCCACACCCCUGGGGGGCGGAGCUGGGGGAGGGGCCAGUUCUAAAGCAGGGUGUCGCGGCAUCGACAGCCGCCACUGGAACUCGUACUGCACCAACACACACACGUUCGUGCGUGCGCUCACCAAGUUCAAGGAGCAGACGGCGUGGAGGCUGAUACGCAUCAACGCAGCGUGUGUGUGUGUCCUCAGCCGCAAGUCCUGGAGGCACUGA